AGAGAGUGUGUGUGUUUAGUAGAGAGAGAGAGAGGAAAAAUAUGGCGUCGUCGACGAUGGGGGCUGUCACAGGCGCUGGUAGCCGGAGCCCCGGCAGCCCAACACCAGCAACAGGCAGCAGCAGCAGAGCGGAGAUGGUCCAUUCUCAAUAACAACAAUUGCGCCUUCUCGAGGAGGAUGAAAGCAGUAUUGCAGACCACCAUCUCUAAUAGCCGGGGGAGGAGGCCAUGGUCCUCGCGGGUGGUGGUGAGAGCGGCUGCGGUUGAGACGCUGGACGUGACGAGCACGAUCGCAUUGAUAGAGAAGUCGAUCAACACCAUCAGAUUCCUCGCGAUAGAUGCGGUGGAGAAGGCGAACUCCGGGCACCCUGGUCUCCCCAUGGGGUGUGCCCCCAUGGGCCACAUCCUCUACGACGAGGUGAUGCGCUACAACCCGAAGAACCCCUACUGGUUCAACCGUGACCGGUUCGUGCUCUCGGCAGGCCAUGGAUGCAUGCUCCAGUAUGCUCUCCUCCACCUUGCUGGCUAUGACAGCGUCAAGGAAGAAGAUUUGAAAUCUUUUAGGCAGUGGGGUAGCAAAACCCCUGGGCAUCCUGAGAACUUUGAGACCCGUGGUAUUGAAGUCACAACUGGUCCUUUGGGCCAAGGAAUUGCAAAUGCUGUCGGUUUGGCUCUUGCUGAGAAACACUUAGCUGCCAGAUACAACAAGCCUGGUUUUGAGGUUGUCGAUCACUACACGUACUGCAUUCUCGGGGAUGGAUGUCAAAUGGAGGGUAUCUCUAAUGAGGCUUGCUCCCUAGCUGGGCACUGGGGUCUCGGUAAGCUCAUUGCUUUUUAUGAUGAUAACCACAUCUCAAUUGAUGGUGAUACUGAAAUUGCCUUCACUGAGAGUGUUGAUACCCGUUUUGAGGGCCUUGGUUGGCACGUUAUCUGGGUUAAGAAUGGUAACACUGGCUACGAUGAGAUCCGUGCUGCCAUUGAAGAGGCUAAGGCUGUCAAAGACAAGCCCACUCUCAUCAAGGUGACCACCACCAUCGGCUAUGGGUCCCCGAACAAGGCCAAUUCAUACAGUGUUCAUGGAAGCGCCUUGGGAGCCAAGGAGGUGGAUGCCACCCGACAGAACCUUGGAUGGCCAUAUGAGCCCUUCCAUGUCCCGGAUGAUGUCAAGAGUCAUUGGAGCCGGCAUGUUCCCGAAGGUGCUUCCCUGGAAGCAGAAUGGCAAGCCAAAUUGGCCGAUUAUGAAAAGAAGUACAAGGAGGAAGCUGCAGAAUUCAAGGAACUCAUCUCUGGUAAAUGGCCUGAUGGGUGGGAGAAGGCUCUUCCGGCGUACACCCCUGAGAGCCCUGCUGAUGCCACCAGAAACCUAUCCCAACAAUGCCUCAAUGCGCUCGCAAAGGUUCUCCCAGGACUCCUUGGUGGCAGUGCGGAUCUUGCCUCUUCAAACAUGACAUUGUUGAAGAUGUUUGGGGACUUCCAAAAAGACACCCCUGAGCAGCGGAAUGUGCGGUUCGGUGUGAGGGAGCAUGCCAUGGGUUCCAUUUGCAAUGGGAUCGCCCUUCACGGCAGUGGCCUCAUCCCUUACUGUGCUACCUUCUUUGUUUUCACAGAUUACAUGAGGGCUGCCAUGAGGAUAUCUGCUCUGUGUGAAGCCGGUGUCAUUUACGUGAUGACCCACGAUUCCAUUGGGCUCGGAGAGGAUGGCCCCACCCAUCAGCCCAUUGAGCAUCUUGCAAGCUUCAGGGCCAUGCCCAACAUCCUGAUGCUCCGCCCGGGCGACGGCAACGAGACUGCCGGUGCUUACAAGGUCGCGAUCCUCAACAGGAAGAGACCCUCAGUGCUCGCUCUCUCUCGCCAAAAGCUCCCUCAGCUGGCAGGCACAACAAUAGAGGGAGUUGAGAAGGGAGGGUACAUAGUCAGCGACAACUCAAUGAGAAACAAGCCCGACCUCAUCCUUAUCGGCACUGGUUCCGAGCUGGAGAUCGCUGUAAAGGCAGCAAAUGUGAUCAGGAAGGAAGGGAAGGCAGUUAGGGUCGUGUCCUUAGUGUCAUGGGAACUGUUUGAUGAGCAGUCCGACGAGUACAAGGAGAGUGUCCUCCCUGCUGGGGUGUCAGCGAGAGUCAGUGUGGAGGCAGGGUCAACAUUUGGGUGGGAAAAGAUUGUGGGGAGCAAGGGGAAGAGUAUCGGGAUUGACCGAUUUGGUGCCAGUGCUCCUGCCGGAACCCUGUACAAGGAGUUUGGCAUUACCAUGGACAAUGUCAUUGCAGCUGCCAAAACACUUUUGUAAUCUCUCCAUGCUUCUAUUCCUCGAAGCUUACGCUGCUAUCAUCGAGUAUGCAUUAUCCACAGACUAUUUUGGUUACAUAUGUGGAGAGACAGACAAUGCCACCAAGAGAUUUGAGGCAGACAUCUCCAAGUGUGAUAAGAAACAUUCUUUCCUUCCUUUCUUUUUUCUCUUUUGUGGUGUGGACCCUAUAUCAGCUCUCAUUAUAAAGCUUGUGGUUCUGGGUAUUUUCUGUUAAACCUCUUUUUCCUUCAAAGUAAUCCAUGAUCGAAA
Molecule: messenger RNA, 2553 nt
Organism: Amborella trichopoda
Lineage: Eukaryota; Viridiplantae; Streptophyta; Magnoliopsida; Amborellales; Amborellaceae
Product: transketolase, chloroplastic
Biological process (GO): pentose-phosphate shunt
Cellular component (GO): cytosol
Molecular function (GO): transketolase activity
Source: RefSeq, a predicted model, not a curated record